Messenger RNA from Ctenocephalides felis (cat flea), 2874 nucleotides. Its product is annotated as meiosis regulator and mRNA stability factor 1-like. Lineage: Eukaryota; Metazoa; Arthropoda; Insecta; Siphonaptera; Pulicidae. Gene Ontology annotation, cellular component: cytoplasm; peroxisome. Gene Ontology annotation, molecular function: RNA nuclease activity; mRNA base-pairing post-transcriptional repressor activity; CCR4-NOT complex binding. The transcript is spliced from 19 exons. Bases 30 to 2813 code for a protein of 927 amino acids. Gene Ontology annotation, biological process: post-transcriptional gene silencing. The record is from RefSeq and is a predicted model, not a curated record.
UUUUAUUAAUUAAUGAAUUUAUAUACAAGAUGAGCAAUAUGUAUAGUGACAGCAGUUCUGUUGGUGAUGUCAGCAAAGCCCUAUCUGCUUUGUGUAUUCACAGGAAAUUCCAUUCUUCAUACAACCAAUCUGACACAGACACUGCCGGUUCUGAUGGAUACUUUCGUCCAAACUCCCACAAAGUCCGCCAAAAACGCAAACAGAAUUGUGGAUAUCACAGUGACAACAGUACUGCCAAAAGUGCUCUGCUGCCACCAAUUGGAGUCUUUUGGGACAUUGAAAACUGCCAGGUGCCUCGUGGUAGGUCAGCAAUGUGCAUUGCCCAAAUGAUCCGUGAUAUGUACUUCGAAGGCUACCGAGAGGCUGAAUUUGUAGUAGUCUGUGAUGUUCGCAAAGAAACCAACCAAGUCAUCCAGGAACUAUGUGACGCCCAAGUCAACCUAAUCCAUGUUUCAUCCACAAGCAAAAAUGCAGCAGAUGAAAAAUUAAGACAAUGCAUGCGCAGGUUUGCUGACACUUAUGGCGCACCUUCUGCAAUUCUGCUGAUUUCUGGUGAUGUCAAUUUUGCUGCUGAUCUGAGUGAUCUGAGACACAGGAAGAAGAUUCAUGUGAUUUUGUUGCAUAAGCAGAAUGUUUCGAAGGCUCUCAUAUUGUGUGCGAGUGAACAUCAUUGUUUUACAGAGUUGACCAAUAGUAUUCCUGUUAGGGCAACUCCUAAUAAGAAUGGGGCAAGUCCAGCACCAUCUCCUGUAGAAUUGGCAAUAACAAAUCUUCCAAUAACCCAAGAUUCUAGUCGAGUAAAGAACCGUUUGAAGCAACUGUCUGAUAAUUGUGGAGGCCGAGUUACAAAAUUGGACGCCGAGAAUGGUGUUGCCGUUAUCAGAUUUCCUACAGAUGAUCAUGCAUUAAGGGCUCAGAAACGAAUGGAUGGUGAGGAUGUCUUCGGCCAUAAAAUAUUUACACAAACUUCACCCUGGCCCAUAGAAGACAGUAGUAACAGAACUGAUCAGAGAUUCCGUCCAGACAUUUUAGACACAGAUGAGGGCUACCAUACAACAGCAUCAAUGUCAAUGCGGUGUGGUCCUUUAUCACCAAUGCCUCCGAUGCCACAUUUGCUUUGGAAUAAAAAUAAUAGGUCUGAUACAAAACGAUCGGCGACCACAUCCAACACAGAAAGUUCACCACAAUAUCGACUGCAGGGAACAAAUUUCAGUGCUUCUUCUAGUUCACAAUUUAAUCAAAAUAGCAAUGUCGACAAGAAUGCACGAUCAAGGUCUACAAGUUUUAAUAAACACCCAGAAUGGUCUAAAAGCAGUUUUAAAGUAUCAUUAGAAGAUCAAGCCCCUGAUCACAAUGCCCCAAGAAGCGUACCUCGCAAAGCAAAACCUAAACCAAAUAAAAAUUUAAAUCAAGCUCGAGCUCGAAGCGCUUCACCAUGGCAAUCUAAUGUGCAAUCACAAUCGAGCAGCAAUAGUAGUGAUAUCGAGACUCAAGAUGUGGAGCCUCUCUUUUGCGCCAGACACUGUGCGACAGGCCCCCAUCAGCAAUGGGCACUCUACAACGCAGGCAACAUGCCUAAUAUCAGGAUAGGAUUGAAAAAACUAAACGAAAAUUUGUGUAAAUUAGUAGAGUCUCAUAAUGGUUCCGUACCAAUACUGAGUCUUGCGAUGUGUUACUCGAACGCCUUGGGAAGUCCCUUGAUCAUAGAUCAGGCAUCAGGAGUGCCGUUAGAACAUUUGAUGUUGUCUUGCCCUGGUGUAUCAGUCAAGAAGUUUGCAUCUGGUGUUAAACAUAUUGUGCAUUCCAAGAACGAUGUUCCUUAUGAAGAUUUUCGGGGAAUUACUUCUCCUGAUACAAUUCAGCAGCUGCAGCGCCUUUCUAAUGAUUUUGUGAUCCUGCUUCGGGGUUAUCCAAAGUCUUUGUUGCUGUUUGAUCAGUUUGCUCAGUCGUAUCAUAAUCGGUUUGGGAAAAUGUGCAAGGUUGCAGAUAGUAGGUGCAAAAAGCUCACAGACCUUUUUGAAGCCUUACCAUCAAUUAUUCAAGUCCUCGGUGAAGGCUCCAAUCGAACAGUCACCUUAACACACAAGGUGCAGAAAAGACUAUUUGCUUCUGACUUGUGCAGGAUUCUCAGGACUCAAGACGAUAUGAAGAUGCUGCUGUCUGAGUUUGGAUCGACUUUUAAAAAAAUUAUAGGUCGACCAUUCGAUAUAACAGACUAUGGUGUGUGUUUUGUAUCUGAUAUGCUGGAAGAAUUGAAUGAGACCGUUGUUGUUAAGAAGAAACUGCCCAAUGGUGAUGUUUUGUUAUCCAGGCCUAAAAAGGAACAGACUGAAAUCGAAGUUCAACGGAUGAAUGGAUUUAAAUUAGAAGUUAUACAACUCUUAACCAGGGAGCCAGAAAACACAAUGUUGCUGAACAAAUUUGCACCAGCUUUUCAUCAAUGUUUUGGAAGACAGUGCAAAUUAUCUGAUUAUGGAUUCGAUAAACUAAUCGAAUUAUUGGAAGCCAUUUCUGAUUUGGUUGAGAUCAUUGAAUGCAGUGCAGGUUGCAAUGAGCAAAGAAAAAUUCGUCUGAAAAUCAAUAAAGUACAUUCCAAUAUGUUUUUACCAGAUGAAGAUUUAUUUAGUGCCCCAGAAACUUUGUUGAUGUCACCUCCACCUUCUCAACUUCCAAAACCAUCCUUGGACUUGUUGGCUGCUCCGAGUUGUAAGGAUCAAGAUGAAGCACAUGCUGGACAAAUGUCUCAUCAACUAAAGCGAAGAAGCCGUUUAGCAGCUAUAUUUCCAUCGACUUCAUCUACUGAUGAUCUAUAAAUAAAUAUAUAAUACAGAAGCAAUUAUGUAUAUUUUAAAUUGGACCAAUAACUUUGACGAA